Messenger RNA from Polistes dominula (European paper wasp), 1711 nucleotides. Its product is annotated as abasic site processing protein HMCES. Lineage: Eukaryota; Metazoa; Arthropoda; Insecta; Hymenoptera; Vespidae. The record is from RefSeq and is a predicted model, not a curated record. Gene Ontology annotation, biological process: protein-DNA covalent cross-linking repair. Gene Ontology annotation, molecular function: single-stranded DNA binding.
UACAUUAAUAUACAUGAUAGUGAUUAAACAUUUAGGCAAACUUAGUGAGUGAAUGAAUGAGUGUAUGAGUGGUAGUGGUGGUGGUGGUGGUGGUACGUUGACUCUGUUUAGUUGACUAUGAACGGGACUGUUAAACUCCAACGCAUUUAAUAAAAGGGAGAUGCUUAAUAGAGAAAUGACUUAUUUCCAGGCGAAAGAGUCCAGUAAACGUGUAGGUAGUACAUUGUCGAAAGAAAAAUUGUCGUGUGCUUGUGCAUACAAAAAACCAUCAGGGGAAUAUCACAAAGUACCAUGGGUGGAUAGCAGUGAAUCUGUUUAUGUACAAUCAUGCAACAUAGGUCCCAGAGAUGUUGUUCCUUGUAUUGUUGCUGGUACACAUUUAGUGAACAAGGAGGAAAGACUUCUUUGUCCUAUGUUAUGGGGUAUGAUACCACCUUGGCAUAAGGGUGAUUACAAGAAACACACAGCUUCUACUCAUAACAGUCGUCUGGACAGAAUUUUAGAAUCUAAACUUUACUCAACACCAUUGCGAAAAGGAUUCAAAUGCAUUGUACUCUUUGAUGGAUUUUAUGAAUGGAAAGCUGGCAUUAACAAAUCACCUAAACAACCAUAUUAUAUUCACGCUAAACAAGAAUCAGGAAUAAAUCCUGAUGAUCCUACAACAUGGCCUGACAAAUGGUCCCCAGAAUCUGGUUGGGAAGGAUACAAACCUUUAAAAAUGGCUGGAAUAUUUAAUGCUUUUCAAACUGAUGAAGGAAAAAUUGUAUACAGUUGUUCAGUACUUACUAAAGAAUCAAAUAACGUUUUGUCAUGGUUGCAUGAUCGUACGCCAAUUUUUCUAGACGAUGAACAAUGUCGAUUAUGGUUGGAUUUAAAAGUAUCGCCGGAAAAGGCUAUAGAAAUGUUGAAGAUGCAAGAAUUAACAGACAACAUAUUAAGUUGGUAUACAGUUUCUACGCUCGUAAACAACGUUUCUCAUAAAGAUGCAAAAUGUAGAGAGAAAAUAGAAGUGAAGGAGAAGCAAAAGAAUAGCUCUGCUGUUUUUAUGGCUUCCUGGCUGAAAAAAGAGUCUGGUGGAAAAUCUAAUAGUGGCAACGAUUCAACUAACAGCGAUUCUAGCAAAGACGAGAUAAAUGAAGAUGAGCAAACAUUUUAUCAGAAACGUAUAUUUCUGAGAAGACAAACAAUUCUCUGUUAGUAUGUACUUAACAAGGCAAAGAAAUAAUUUCAGAGGAUUGCUUGUGAAUUCCCCAUCAACAGGAAGAUCCCAUUACCAUACGGAUAAUUUUGUUUGAUUUUCAAUUAAAUUAUACUCACGAUAAUAAUUAUUUAGUUUGUUGCAAUAGAUGAUGCACAUUCAUUUCCAAAUAUAUCUUCUUUUAAUAUAUUUAUAAUAAGAAACGAUCGAAUGAUUAUAUUGACGUUAAUUUCCGCGUAACGAUCAAAUAAUACAUUAAGACGAAAUAAAUAAAAGUAAUAAACGUUUCCAAGUAAAACUACUAUAUCAUUGCCUUUGAAUGAAUCAAUAUGACAUUAUUAGAAGAAAAAACAAAACAAAAGUAAUAAAAGUUUCUAAGAAAAACUCAGACAUAUCAAUGACAUAAAAAAAGUUCCAUUUAAAUUAGUUCUCAAUGAUUUCGUAAUUCGAAAUUACGCGCCUUGCCGAGUGAUUGGUCAAAUCAAAAUUAGCGCGGGGAAUACGAAGUUGUCA